AGCGGCUCUGAAAUGACGUGAUAUUUAUUUGUCAUACCAUAACGGCAUAAUUCGAAGAUAUGGUAAUAAAAAACUAAGUUUAUCAAAGAAAAAAAAAAGAAUACCAAGAUAAUUCCAUAAUAUCGAUAUAAUUAAAAGACAAAUAAAAAUAAUAAAACAUCAUAUAUAUUAAUAAGUGUAUUCGAGUGCUAAAGUGUUUUACUGGCUACAAUCCUUGCUUACACCUAUACACAUAGUAUUGUUUUUACAUUCCCACCGCAUGUCCUUGUUUUUAUUAUUUUAUCAACGUGUUGGUGAAAGAGCUUGUGUGAAGUCAUUGAUACGCAUGUGUUUCUUGUAGCAGUCUUUUGACACUCGUCGAAGACUUUCUUCGUCAUCAUUAGUUAUGUUGAUGAUAUUGAUAUGGUGAUGGCAGAAAAAAAAGGAGAAUGUCACGUCGUAAACAGAGCAACCCAAAGCCACUGAAACGAGAUGAUGAGGAGUGGAGUGAUUCAGAAAAAACACCAUCAGUGAGCAGUGGCAUAGAUGGUGGAUCAACAGUGUCAAGUCCCAUACCACAAAAUGCCGAAGAAGAAUCGGCAAGUCUUCCUGCGCCUCCAUCAAGACUGAAUACUGGAUUUCCUGUGAUUUUAGGCAGUAUAAGCAAUUCUACCGUUGAAGAUUUUCAGCUAAAAUUAAAUACAAUACCAUCUCUAUCAGAUGAUGUGAUCACUAAAAAACGAUUCAAUCAUCUCAAUGAUGAGAUAGAAGUUGUUAAGGGGCUUAAGAAAAAAUAUACACCAAAAGCGAUAACAUUAGAAGCCAGUCCAGAAUUAACUAAGACAGAAAAUGAAGAUGAAAAUAUUUCACCAGCUAAAGAGACUGAAUUAUUAUUAUUCAAGUCGACUGGAUCGAGUAAACGUGAAAGUCGAAAAUACUCAGAUGAAUUACGUUGUUCGGAUGAAUCAACAACUGGUAGUAAUGCUAAAAAAAUGCGGCUACAAGAGGAAGAUAUUGCACCAAAACUCAGACUGAAUGCUAGUCUUGCUACAGAUCCUGCUUUGCGACCUGCAACAGUAGCUGCUCUCACUAUUAAACCUGUUGACAGUGUUUCACCACCACCAUCACUACCACCGCCACCUCCACCACCACCAUUAGCAUCUAAUUCUAAUGCUACACUUCCAGUUGAUCUUGAAAAUGCCAUUGCAUCAGGUCGUUUAUUUGUUUUACCAACAGAAAAUAAAGAACCAUCGAUAUCAGUUGAUACAUCAAGACCAGCACCACUUAUUUGUCCACCUUGUGGUAUUAGAUUUUCUUCAGCAAGUACAUUAGAAGCACAUAGAACUUUUUAUUGCGCACACAGGCCAAGAUUGGAAGAAGAAAAUACUAAUGAUGAUGACGAUGAUAAAUGUACCAAGUACGAGGUUCGUAAAGCCUACGCAUGUCCGCAUUGUUCUUACAGUGCUGAUAAAAAAGUUUCUCUCAAUCGACAUAUGAGAAUGCAUGCGUCUUCACCAGCGCCUGCUGCAUCAACCAAUGUGCCACCGCCACCUCCAGUGACUAUAUCACCAUCUAAUGCAACAACUAAUAAUUCCAUAAUAAUAACGAGUAACAGUAAUAAUAGUAACAAUAAUAAUAACAAUAACAAUAAUAGUAGUAACAAUACUCCAACAAAUGGUUCUUUAAAUGAAGAAGCUGAACGUUACUGUCGUAACUGCGACAUUAGAUUUAAUUCACUCAAGACUUAUCGCGCUCACAAGACUCACUACUGCAGCACUAGACACGUCGUAAAAGAUGCUCCAACAGGUGGUAAUAUUGCAGCAAAAGCGUCUCCGCCAGCGAGUUCCAGUCCAGGAGAUUCACCGCCACCUCAACCUUGUCUUGCUUUACCUACUAAUCCUAUAUUAAUUGUCCCUUGUUCGCUCUUUAGAGGUGCUAGUGUACUAGCAGCACCGUCCCUUCCGGUUCCGGAUACAGCGUGCUUCCUUCUUCCUAAUGGUUCACUUCAACCAAUGACUCGAGGUUUAGCGUCUACGCAAAAUAAUUCUUCCACUGAAUCAUCCUCCUCGUCAUCAUCAUCAUCAUCGUCCCAAGUUCUCAGGGUAGCCAAUAAAUUGACUGCUACAUCACCGACAAUACAACAAGUGCUACCGACAUCAAUCACUUCAUCGACUUCACCUUCUCUAACUGUUUUGUCAACAACACCAUUGGAUUUAAGUAUACGAAGAUCUCCACCUACACAUCAAGAUGAGAAAGAAAAUCGUGUCUCACCAAUGUCUCUAUCACUUGCUCUUCCUCAAUCUAAUAGUAGCAGUAACAGUGGCAGUGGUGCAAAUGCUGUCAUAGGUAGCCCUAGAUCUUCUAGAAGAAGUGCAAGUCCAAGAGCAACAAGAUCUUUAAAUUCAUGUUUAUCUACUAGUGGAUCUCAUCAGUCUACAACUUCACUAUCACAACAGCCUUCUUCCGUACCACCACCUACUGAACUUGCUCUACGACUCGCUGAGUUACCACCACCGCCCACAGUACCUGGUGUACUUGUUAAACAAGGUGUUUCCAGAUGCAAAGAAUGUAACAUUGUAUUUUGCCGUCAUGAAAAUUUUGUAGCACACAAAAAACACUACUGUCAAGCAAGAGAAAAUACCGUAUGUAGUCCACCACCUACCACUCCAGGAACACCUUCCCCACCUCUGGUUCAAUUAAUUUGUGCAGCUUGUGGAAUUAAGUUUGCUUCUAUGGAUAAUCUUGUUGCUCAUCAAGCUUUUUAUUGUCCUAAAAGGCCUGAAACUCAAGAACAUCAUAAUCGUUGUCCCAAAUGCAAGGUAAUUAUAGAAUCAACUUCAACAACGCAUACAUGUUCAAGUGGACCAACAGGUGGAUGGCGAUGUCCGGUUUGUGGUGCCGUCAGUCCAACUGCGGGAGCUGCACAACGGCAUAUGGAUGCCCAUCAAGGAGUUAAAGCAUUUCGGUGUACAAUAUGUCGAUAUAAAGGAAAUACUUUACGGGGUAUGAGGACACAUAUUAGAAUGCAUUUCGAAAAACGUGGAGCUGACUUACAGGAAGAAAAUUACAUUACCUGUGUGUUAGAUGAUGAUGUAUCAACAGUAUCAAUAUCAGAACCUCCACCAGCAACUACACCUGAAGAAAUUCCAUCUGAAAUUCAAAUAAAUGGAAAAACUGAAACAUCAAAAAGCCCUCAACCAUCUGCAAUAUCAACUCCAACAUCAGUACCGUCAGUGAUUACAAACAAAGUAAAACAAGAACGUCGAGAUACACCAUCACCUGAAGAAAGUCUUGAUCCAAAUAAACCAGGCCCACGAUAUUGUCGUUCUUGCGACAUUAGUUUUAACUAUUUAAGCACUUUUAUAGCACAUAAAAAAUAUUACUGUUCAAGUCAUGCCGGAGAAGCGAGUAGUAAUAAUAAUAAUAAUAAUAAUAAUAAUAAUAAUAAUAAUAGUACUAGUAGUAGUAAUAGUAAUAAUAAUCGAGAAGAUAACGAUAAUCACAAUGAUGAUAAUGAUGGUGAUAAUAACAAUGAUAAUAAUAACAAUAAUAAUAUUAGUAAUGAUAAUAAUUCAAAUAAUGAUUUGACAAACCCCAUAAAUUCUACGAGUGCGGCCUCACUCUAGAUAAUACAAGUUUUAAAUAAUAUGAUGAAUUUUUAUCUUCUAUUUGAAUAUUGUAGAAAUAAUUCGGACUAAUGAAUCCGAUCGAAAACCAUACGACUGUUAAUUGUUGCCAGUUUUUAAUAUUAAUUAAAAUAUCAAAGUAUAAUAAUAUAAUAAUGAAUAAAUUUAGUUGCCUAUGUUAUGUGAUUUUUUUUUUGUUUAUCCAGGGAAUUGUUCGUACUUAUUAAGUCGACUAUUUUAAUAUGUAAAUAAAAAAAUAUUAAGACAAGAAAAUUGAUAAAUAAUUUUGAGGUUGUCAGAAUCAUGUAAUUCAAUGAUGAUUCAGUUAAGUCAUUAUUAUGUAAAUAAAAAUAAAAAAGGUACUGACAAGUUAAUAACUUUAUAUCGUAACCAAUUUGUAUUAGUUACACUAUCAGUGAUAUUGGAUCAUUACGUAAAGCAGUGCUUAAUAAACAAAAAAAAAAAAUGUCAAUAUCAAUUCUUUAAAUUAAUUAAAUAUUUCAACUGAUAAUAAUCGAUAAAUCUAUACAGAAUCAAUUUUGGAGGUAAAGUCUCAUUUUUUUGUUAAAUUUUAAGAAAAAAUUAUUAAAUUGUAAUAAUUUUAUAUUUCAUAUUAUUUUGUUAUUGGU
Molecule: messenger RNA, 4234 nt
Organism: Chelonus insularis
Lineage: Eukaryota; Metazoa; Arthropoda; Insecta; Hymenoptera; Braconidae
Gene: ush
Product: Zinc finger protein ush
Exons: 4
Coding region: 429-3605 (1058 amino acids)
Biological process (GO): heart development; positive regulation of transcription by RNA polymerase II; negative regulation of transcription by RNA polymerase II
Cellular component (GO): nucleus
Molecular function (GO): RNA polymerase II-specific DNA-binding transcription factor binding
Source: RefSeq, a predicted model, not a curated record